UCAGAGCAGACUGAGCCUCAGUCAAAGUUGGAGAUUGUGUUUGUCUGUCUGCAGGCCUUCAGAUAAAGAAGACAUGGCCUGUGUUGUAGUAAAGGAGUGACUCAUGAAUCUUUGCAGUGCAAGGCCAUAGCAGCAAAUCCUUCAAGCCUCAAACAGUUUGGAAGAAAAGAAAAGUGUUAGACCUGUAUACUAAGUUACGUGAAGGGGACAGGGGGUUUAAAGAAAAGGCGCAGGGCUGGGGGAGUGUUUCUUGCCCCUCUCUCCCCUUUUUUUCUCUCCCUGCUGGUCUCCUUGGUCACACACAUGCACACAUUGUCACACACACAAACACUGACGAGGGCUCAGUCCUGCUAUGGCCACCUCCAGCACUGAGGACAACGCUCCAGUCUUAGCCACGGCAGCACGCCAGCAGCCUGACUUGGAAACUAGUGUAGAACUCAGCUCAGCAGCAAAACCUGAGCCCAGCAAGGCCAGACACGACAGGGAGGAAAAAGAGGAUGAAGACGAGGAGGAUAGCAGUGGAAACCUUGUGCUGGGGCAGGAGAGCACAGGGCAGAGUUUGGAUCCAGAGUGGGUGGAGGAGAGGUUCAGGAUCGACAGGAAGAAGCUGGAGAGCAUGUUGUAUGAUCCAAAGCAUGGAGGUGUUGAGACAGGCAAAGAGUUUUUUGAGAGGGUGAUGCGAGAAACCGACACUCAGGUGAAAUGGCCGUCCAAGCUCAAGAUUGGGGCCAAAUCAAAGAAGGAUCCACAUGUUAAGGUGGAAGGGAAGAGAGCCAGUGUCUUGGAAGCUAAAAAGAAAAUAUUAGAAGUGCUGGAAACCAGGGUGAACAAGGUGACUCUAAAGAUGGACGUGGCCUAUACAGAGCAUUCCCAUGUGAUUGGGAAAGGUGGUGGAAACAUCAAAAAGGUGAUGGAGGUUACAUCUUGUCACAUUCAUUUCCCUGACUCCAACCGCCACAAUGCUACAGGAGAAAAAAGCAACCAGGUUUCCAUUGCUGGGCCCAUAGAAGGGGUGGAGGAAGCCAGGAGGAGGAUAAGAGACCUGCAACCACUAUCCUUGACCUUUGACCUCCCAGUCAGUCUGGUGCCUCAAGCUCUGCCGGAUGCAGGCUCUCCACUCAUCCAGCAGGUAGUGCAAACUCUGGGAGUCAGUGUGAGCUUCAGGGCUGUGCCACCCCAGCCUCAGACACAGGCCUCCUUUUACGGAAGCUGCUGCACCAUCUGGGGCCUGCAGGGCAACGCAGCUGCUGUCAAGAAGGCGACCUACAUCCUGAUGGACCUGCUGCUGGGGUCAGAGGUUACAGGUGGUAUAGUGAGCAGCCAGCUGGAUGUCACCUCCCAGCAGCAUCUCUUCCUGUUGGGUCAGAGCGGAGCCCACUUCCUGAGUGUAAUGCACCAGACUCAGACCCAGAUCAUCCUCCCAGACCUCAGUGCUCCACAGAGCCCUUCUUCACUGCUCAUCCAGGGCAGCCCUGACGGCGUGUGUCUGGCCCGGCAGCAGCUCAUGGACUGUCUGCCUGUGUGUUUGAUGUUUGACAUGCGUGAAGAUGGGGAGACAGAUCCUUGUAAGCUGGCUCAGAUGAUGCAAAACCUGGGAGUUUUCAUUAGUGUCAAGCCCAAAGUAAAACAGACCAGUAAGUCAGCGGUAGUGAAAGGUCUGGAAAGGAACAUCUCUUGCCUCUAUGAGGCCCGACGGCUGCUUCUGGGGCUGGAUUCCUGUCAGACUGCCAAGGUAACUGAGAUGUCCUCUGACCCCAUGCUAGCCGGCAGCGGACUGACCAGCUACUGGCUCAACAUGUUGCUGCAGCAGCUUCGUCUCUCUGAGCAGGGUCCUAUGCCAGCUCCCACUCUAGAGGUACUGACUGGUACCAAACCCUGGCUGUCACCUCCACCAGGCCUCACUCCUUCUGCUGAUGAAGGGAGGACAGGACUGAAAGGGACAGACAGCCGGCCACUGGAGAAGAUUCUAGAAAAUGAGGAUCAAUCUGUCCAAUCAGAGGAUGAGAGCUCUAAGGUUGUUGUGAUGUCAUCAACUGAGGUGUGUGAUGCAGUGAGCAACAGCAUCAGCAGGGUGGGCUUGAUGAGUCGGAGAGGGAGUCUCCAGGGUCCUGAAAUUACAAAGGUUAUUGGCCAGGGCAGACGCCAUUCAACAGGGCAGGCGCUAUCAUACAGACUGUUGAACACAGGCACUGAGGGAGGAAGGAACGAGUGGAGGAACAGCCUGAGAAGAGACGUGGCGCUGGCUCAGGAUGUUCAUGCUGACUCAUCCAAGGCUGAGGAUUAUGACUACGAGAAGAAGAAACUGCUGGCAACUAGAGCCAUGCAGAGGAAGCCUGUGGUCACUGAGGUCCGGACACCCACAGACACCUGGAGUGGUCUCGGCUUUUCCAAGUCCAUGCCAGCCGAGGCUGUCAAAGAGCUUCGCAACAUCAGCCGCCGCAGCUACAAGCCGUACCUGAGCACUAGCCAGCAACAGUCACGGGCUGCUCAGACGGGGAAGACAUGCAAUGGGAGUGACUCUGAGAACUGGAGGGACAGAUGUGGACCCUCACCUUCAUCCUUGCCUGCCUCUUCCUCUUCUUCUUCCUCCUCUUCUCCCUCUUCAUCCCCCUCUUUGACCUUUCUAGUGGAGAUUUUCCAGAACAGCAGCAGCUACUUUGAAGGUGUGUGUUCGUUGAGGAGGGCAUCGACCAGCAGUCAGAGGAGCCCAUCCCCCCAAAUGACAGAUGAGCUCCCGGAGCUGCUCAGCCAACUUGGCCUAAUCAAAUAUAUUGAUGUGUUUGAACAACAGGAGAUUGACUACCAGACAUUCCUUACUUUGUCUGAUGAAGAUCUGAAGGAAGUGGGUAUCUCUACAUUUGGAGCCAGACGCAAGAUGUUGUUGGCAAUCUCAGAGCUAAACAAGAGCAAGAGGAGGCUCUCGGAUACACCCACUGUGAAGCCUGGCUACCUGGAGGGCGGCGCUAGUGGUCGACUCCCAAGAAUCAUGGAUUUAGAAGCUGCUGCUCAGAGUAACCACUGGUGAGACGAUAUGCCUCUACCUCUAACUCUGGGCUUCAUCUGACCAACAUGGAGUAAUUUAAUGUCUAAAUGUAUACAAUGCUGCUGUUGCUGUUGUCUUUUCUGCUUAUUAUUUACUAUAAACAUAAACAUGAGAUUGCCCUGGAGUGGAGCAAACAUUUAAAUCCAUUGCCUUCCCAAAGCUUUUUAUACAAAAUCAAGACAAGGAGGUCUUCUCUUCAAAACCUUUGUUAAACAACUGAGCAUGAGGACAUGCUGGUUAUAGUUUUCAUUUACAGCAUGUAUGAUUGUCAUAAAGUGCCUUUGUUAUGCAAACCUGUUCUGUGCUUUGACUGUUAACCACUUCA
Molecule: messenger RNA, 3368 nt
Organism: Monopterus albus (swamp eel)
Lineage: Eukaryota; Metazoa; Chordata; Actinopteri; Synbranchiformes; Synbranchidae
Gene: bicc2
Product: bicaudal C homolog 2
Exons: 19
Coding region: 353-3025 (890 amino acids)
Cellular component (GO): cytoplasm
Molecular function (GO): RNA binding; protein binding
Source: RefSeq, a predicted model, not a curated record